This is a messenger RNA of Hemisphaericaspora subhashii, 1398 nucleotides long. RefSeq lists its product as uncharacterized. The transcript has a single exon. The record is from RefSeq and is a predicted model, not a curated record. NCBI's taxonomy places the organism in Eukaryota, Fungi, Ascomycota, Pichiomycetes, Serinales, Debaryomycetaceae. Bases 1 to 1398 code for a protein of 465 amino acids.
AUGUCGGCAUUUUCCAUAUUAGCAUACAUACGGUUCCUAACGAAACGAACCAAGAACCCCCAACCUACCAGAGUAAAGAAAUCCAAACGGAAAUUGUUUCGACGUUCAAGAAACGAUCCUAAUGCAUCAAUCCAACAACCCACAACAAAUCCAUCUACCGCAAAGGUGCCAAAAUCAAAGAGUAAUCGAAGUAUCUUUUCAAAACUAUCAAAACCAUCAUCAUCAACAAAAGAUAAACCAAGACCCGAGAUUCGAAUAGUUGGUGAAUUACAACAUUUAACCCCCAAGAUAAUAUCGCCAUAUACAUUUAGAGCGAUUGGAUGCAAUUUGCAGCCAGAUUCUUCCGAGGAAUGCAAGACACGACCACGACAACGGUCCUCAACGAUAAGUACACACCCCCCAUCAGCACUUCGAAAUUAUAAACCUGAUAAUACUCCCAAAAUGCCAAAGACUCCUAUAAAUGUGAAGCUAUCGGGUUUUGAUUGUAGCACACCAUUAUCCAACAAGAAGGAUUCAAUACUAUGUGAUUCAAUUUCUUUUGACGAUAAUAUGUUCUUUCUGUUUUCCAGCAAUGACGAAGAGAAAUUUUUUGAAGAAGGAAAGCCAAGUGGUAAUAUGUAUGGCUCGGCUGAGUGGACCCAGUCUUCAGUUUCUAUAACCGAUACAAAUAUUCAAAUAUUUAGACCUUAUAUAUCCGAUUUACGACUAGUUGAAGAAAAACCAGAACCUGCCAGUAAAUUGCAACCACCAUUCAUAAUAAACUCAAAUGGAAGUAGUGCAAGUUGUCCAAAUUCCCCGUCGGGAGGUGCAUUUGAACAACAUCAACAGCAAAAACAACGACCCUUGCCUCAAACACCACAAGGACUGGUUUAUAUUGAAUCAGAGGAUGAAAUUUUGUAUAAUGCAAAUCAACAAGUUUAUCGACAAGAAAUGAAUCUAUUGGUUGAAAAAUAUAACUCAAUAGUUUCGAAACAACAAUUGGAGAUCGAUCAAUUGAAGCGAUUAUUAAAUGAUCAAAAACAAUUGAAUAGCGCAUUGACUACGAAAUUAUCUCCCGAUUCUCCAAUUCCGUCAAAACAUAAAGUUAGGUCUAGGUUUAUCCCGAUUGAUAUCGUGAAGGACAAUAUGAAAGAAGGGGAAGAAGGAGAAGAGCAACGAGUGACAGUACAAUCGGCUGCCGGAUUGAUGCCUCCAUUUAUUUCUCCGUCCACCGGUGUGUGUGAUGGAAAUGGAGCAGAUGCAUAUAAAAUAACUGGUAUUGUUAGAAGAAGACAAUCGGAAGAUUCACAAGUUUCUUCUAUUAUGAGCAAUUCUCAUCAAGUUGGUCAAAAGAGGAAAACGUCUGAAGUGUCUCAUGCAUCUAGUAUAGCUAUCACUGAAUUGUUGGAGAAAUAUUAG